Molecule: messenger RNA, 6299 nt
Organism: Diceros bicornis minor
Lineage: Eukaryota; Metazoa; Chordata; Mammalia; Perissodactyla; Rhinocerotidae
Gene: KIF16B
Product: kinesin family member 16B
Exons: 23
Coding region: 68-5647 (1859 amino acids)
Biological process (GO): microtubule-based movement
Molecular function (GO): microtubule binding; phosphatidylinositol binding; ATP binding
Source: RefSeq, a predicted model, not a curated record
CAAGGUCGCCGGCGGCCGUGGGGCACCGGGCAGGUGGGAGCCCGCGCGGGCCGGGCCGGGAUGAGCAAUGGCAUCGGUCAAGGUGGCCGUGAGGGUCCGGCCCAUGAAUCGCAGGGAAAAGGACUUGGAAGCCAAAUGCAUUAUUCAUAUGGAGAAAAGCAAAACAACAAUCACAAACUUAAAGAUACCAGAAGGAGGGACUGGGGACUCAGGAAGAGAACGGACCAAGACCUUCACCUAUGACUUUUCUUUUUAUUCUGCUGAUACAAAAAGUCCAGAUUAUGUUUCACAAGAAAUGGUUUUCAAAACCCUCGGCACAGAUGUCGUGAAGUCUGCAUUUGAAGGUUAUAACGCUUGUGUCUUUGCAUAUGGGCAGACUGGAUCGGGAAAGUCUUACACUAUGAUGGGAGACUCUGGCGAUUCUGGCUUAAUACCUCGGAUCUGUGAAGGGCUCUUCAGUCGGAUAAAUGAAACCACCAGAUGGGAUGAAGCAUCUUUUCGAACUGAAGUCAGCUACUUAGAAAUUUAUAAUGAACGUGUGAGAGAUCUACUUAGGCGGAAGUCAUCUAAAACCUUCAAUUUAAGAGUCCGUGAGCAUCCAAAAGAAGGACCUUAUGUUGAGGAUUUAUCUAAACAUUUAGUACAGAAUUAUGGUGAUGUAGAAGAACUUAUGGAUGCGGGAAAUAUCAAUCGCACCACAGCAGCGACUGGGAUGAAUGACGUCAGCAGCAGGUCUCAUGCCAUCUUCACCAUCAAGUUCACUCAGGCGAAAUUUGAUUCUGAAAUGCCGUGUGAAACCGUGAGUAAGAUCCACUUAGUGGAUCUUGCCGGAAGUGAGCGUGCGGAUGCCACUGGGGCCACCGGGGUGAGACUGAAGGAAGGGGGCAAUAUUAACAAAUCUCUUGUGACUCUGGGGAGCGUCAUUUCUGCCUUAGCCGAUUUAUCUCAGGAUGCAGUAAACCCUCUUGUAAAAAAGAAGCAAGUUUUUGUGCCUUACAGGGAUUCUGUUUUGACGUGGUUGUUAAAAGAUAGCCUUGGAGGAAACUCUAAAACUAUCAUGAUUGCCACCAUUUCACCUGCUGAUGUCAAUUAUGGAGAAACCCUAAGUACUCUUCGCUAUGCAAAUAGAGCCAAAAACAUCAUCAACAAGCCUACCAUUAAUGAGGACGCCAACGUUAAACUCAUCCGUGAGCUUCGAGCAGAAAUAGCUAGACUGAAAACACUGCUUGCUCAAGGGAAUCAGAUUGCCCUCUUAGACUCUCCCACAGCCUUAAGUAUGGAGGAAAAACUUCAGCAGAAUGAAGCAAGAGUUCAAGAAUUGACCAAGGAAUGGACAAAUAAGUGGAAUGAAACCCAAAACAUUUUGAAAGAACAAACUCUAGCCCUUCGGAAAGAAGGGAUUGGAGUUGUUUUGGAUUCUGAGCUGCCCCAUUUGAUUGGCAUUGAUGAUGACCUUCUGAGUACUGGAAUCAUCUUAUAUCACUUGAAGGAAGGUCAGACAUAUGUUGGUAGAGAAGAUGCUUCAACAGAACAAGAUAUUGUUCUUCAUGGCCUUGACUUGGAGAGUGAGCACUGUAUCUUUGAAAAUGUCGGAGGGACAGUGACUCUCAUACCCCUGAGUGGGUCUCAGUGCUCUGUGAAUGGUCUUCAGAUCACCGAGGCCACACACCUAAAUCAAGGUGCCGUGAUACUCUUGGGAAGAACCAAUAUGUUUCGCUUUAACCAUCCAAAGGAGGCUGCCAAGCUCAGGGAGAAGAGGAAGAGUGGCCUUCUGUCCUCCUUCAGCUUGUCCAUGACCGACCUCUCGAAGUCCUGUGAGAACCUCUCCGCGGUCAUGUUGUAUAACCCAGGACUUGAAUUUGAGAGGCAACAGCGUGAAGAACUUGAAAAAUUAGAAAGUAAAAGGAAACUCAUAGAAGAAAUGGAGCAAAAGCAAAAGUCCGAUAAGGCGGAACUGGAGCGGAUGCAGCAGGAGGUGGAGACGCAGCGCAAGGAGACGGAGAUCGUCCAGCUGCAGAUCCGCAAGCAGGAGGAGAGCCUGAAACGCCGCAGCUGCCACAUCGAGAGCAAGCUCAAGGAUCUGCUCGCCGAGAAGGAAAAGUUUGAAGAGGAGAGGCUGAGGGAGCAACAGGAAAUCGAGCUGCAGAAGAAGAAACAAGAGGAAGAGAGCUUUCUCCGUGUCAAAGAAGAACUCCAGCGGCUCCAGGAGCUCAACCACCAUGAGAAGGCCGAGAAGAUUCAGAUAUUUCAAGAACUGGACCGGCUCAAAAAGGAAAAGGAUGAACAGUAUGCCAAGCUUGAGUUGGAAAAGAAGAGACUGGAGGAGCAGGAAGAGGAGCAGGCCGUGCUCGUGGCGCAUCUGGAGGAGCAGCUCCGAGAGAAGCAGGCGAUGACCCGGCUGCUGCGGCCAGGCAGCGUGCAGCGGGUGCAGCAGGAGAGGAGAGAGCUGGAGGGCAUCCGCGAGUCCCUGCUGCGGGUGAAGGAAGCGCGGGCCGCAGGGGACGACGACAGCGAGGAGUUAGAGAGGGCUGAGCUGCACUUCUUAGAGUUCAAGAGAAGGCAGCUGGUCAAGCUAGCCAACCUGGAGAAGGACCUGCUUCAGCAGAAGGACCUCCUGAAGAAAGAAGUCGAAGAAGAACAGGACAUCCUAGAGCGUUUAAAAUCUGAAAAAGAAGAAGAAUUCAGGUUGUUGGGAAAAAAUGAUGGUGGUGUCAUAGAUGUCACCCAGGGGGCUCAAGAUUUAGAGAAAAUAAAGCCAGCGCAGUACAGGCUGCAAUAUAAAGAACGCCAGCUCCAGCACCUCCUGCAGAAUCAUUUGCCGACUCUGCUAGAAGAAAAGCAGAGAGCGUUUGAAAUCCUUGACAGAGGCCCUGUUGGCUUAGACAACACUCUCUACCAAGUGGAAAAAGAAAUGGAGGAAAAAGAAGAACAGCUGGCACAGUACCAAGCCAACGCGAGCCAGCUGCAGAAGCUCCAAGCCACCUUCGAAUUCACUGCCAACAUCGCGCGUCAGGAAGAAAAAGUGAGGAGAAAGGAAAAGGAGAUCCUCGAAUCCCAGGAGAAGCAGCAGAGAGAGGCUCUGGAGCGCGCUGUGGCCAGGCUGGAGAGGAGGCACUCGGCCCUGCAGAGGCGCUCCACCCUGGGCGUGGAGAUCGAGGAGCAGAGACAGAAGCUGGCCACUCUGAGCAGCAGCAGCAGCAGCAGCGAGCAGGCGGGGCUCCGGGCCAGCCUGGAUGCUGAGCAGGCAGCCCUGGAGAGGGACCAGGAGAGGUUAGAACAUGAAAUCCAGCAGUUGAAGCAGAAGAUCUGUGAGUUUGAUGGUGUUCAGAAAGGGCAUUGUGGGACCUUGGAGGAGAAAGCUGCUUCUUCCUGCUUGCCAUCCAGUGCUCAAAAAUCUCACCUUGUCCCUCUGAUGGACGCCAGGAUCAAUGCGUACAUUGAAGAAGAAGUCCAAAGACGUCUUCAGGAUUUGCAUCGUGUGAUUGGCAGUGACAGCAGUACAUCUGCAGAUCUGAUGAAGGAUGAUGAGAAACUUCACAAUGGCGCCAUUCAACGUAAACUAAAAUAUGAGCUGCCCGGAGAUGUCACUGACACUUCUAGCAGAGAAGAGAAGAAGGAGGUGGAUCAGAACAACUACCAGAGUCAUCCAAGGACACAGAACAUCUCAGGCCCUACAGUGCCCUGCUCAGCAUCACAAGAGAGAACCCACCAGGAAAGGGAUCAGCCCUCAGUACACGAGGUGUUGAGGAACAGUGAUCAUCCUGAGCACACAGGUGGUUUUCAAGUAAAAGGUUUCAAUCUGCCUAAAAUCUCUUUUCUUAGCGAAGGCAACACCAGUGAUGCAGAACAUUUGCAGGGUAAGUCAGAAAACUUCAGUGAGCUGAUGACUCAUAAAGAUGAACACAGUUUGGGCAUUGAGUCCGGCUGGACUUUGCUGCAACAUACGUCCCAAGAAGUGUCUGUAAAUAGUGGAAGCAAGCAGACCAGGCAAAGCGAGUUACUCUGCUUUGUUCUCUCUGAAAGUGUUUCUAGCAAGGAGAGUGUAUCUGACAGAGUUCCCCAGAGUGCACCAGCAUCGAAGUUUUGUAAGGAGCAGCAAGCUGAGAAAGAGUUAGCUGCUACAAAAGUUAGCUCUCCAGAGUCACUGAGUAGUAUCAGGACAGAAAGAAACAGAGGAUUGGGAUAUUUUUACCACAGGUUCUCAGACCUUUAUAAAGAUACCAGCAGUCACCUGCUACAGGCUGGCACAAAGGUGAUCAGCCAAGCCAGGCAUAUGGGGAGCCUGUGUGACCCCAGCGGGAUCACCUCCCAUAUGAUGACAUUCGUCAGAAGAAUGCCAUUUCUGAAACACUUGCCCCUGGACAUACCCUUGAAGUCACACACGGUGUCAUCAGAAUCUCAUUUUCUUCCCCAGGAAGCUCAGGUUGGCAUCAGCAGCGAAGAGGCCGGGGCCAUUAGGCCAGCAAGGAGCAUCGUGCCUUACAGAGCACCAGGCCUUACUGCUGCCUCCACAGCCACCGAGUUACCAGCUUCCUCACCCAGCUCGGUUUUCCGCCUGGAAUACAAAGAUAGAGGGAGCUCUGCGUUUAAGCAGACCCUUGUGCAGUUCCCAGACCACAUGCUGGAACUCCAAGAGUGCCCUUUAAAAGACCUUCUUGAGUACGUGGCUUGUCCCCUACCAGAACUUUUGGGUGACAUGAAUGAAAUCAAAGGCGUUUAUUGGCUUGCUGUUGCUAACUGCACAGAGCCUGACCCCCAGCCGGCGUGUUUGCUCCUGUUUCGUUCCGCUUUAUAUGCUUUGGUUCUGUCAGAUAACGAUCCAGGCUCCUUGGGCAUUUUUCAUACUCUCCCUCUCUCUGGACUACAGGAGAUACAAAUCGGCUUUGGCGGACAGAGCCUUCGAUUCCUGGGCUCUGCAGAGAGUCUCCUGCUUACCGUGUUUAGUUACAACAAAAACCUCUGUCAACAGAUAUGCCGUGACCUCCUGUGUGUCCUGAUGCCUGAGUCUGAUGCUGCUGCCUACACUAAUCAUCCUCUGCUCCAACAAGAUCUAGUCCAGCUUUCUCUUGAUUGGAAAGCCGAAAUCCCUGAUGUAGUUUUGGCAAACGGAGUUCGGUUGUCAUCCAAAUUCCAGAAUACCUUGGUUGACAUGAUUUACUUUCUUCAUGGAAAUAUGGAAGUCAACAUUCCCUCUCUGUCAGAGGUUCAGUUAUUGCUCUACACAACGGUCAGAGUCGAGGGUGACUCUGACCAAGACCACUGCCAGUCGCUAGUCCUUCUGAACACCCACAUUGCACUUGUGAGGGAAGAUCGAGUGUUCCAUCCUCACACUCGGUCUCUCAACACACCUCCUCCACGAACACAAUUUGAUGUGAUCAAAUGCCGUGCUUUAAGUGAAUUCAGGUGCAUUGUUGUUCCAGCGAAACCAUUAUCGACAGUCGAACUUGUCUUCUUACAAAAACUCAAACUUCCACCAGAUUCAAGAAAUAGUCCGCCUGAGCGCUCUGAAGAAGCCCAGAAGGUCCAGUUGUUCACCAGCCCAUUGUCUCGUCAGGGCAGUCAGAAUGUGGCACCUGAGGUCUGGAAGCUGACCCUCAACUCUCAGGAUGAGGCUCAGUGGCUAAUCUCGCAUUUAACAAGGCUUUAGGGAGGAGGCCUGUAAAAAUACUGUGCGUAUUUUUUGAGAUCUUUAAUAAGAUGAACAUGAAAACCGUCAAGGACUAUGAAUAUCUCAGUAUAGCUAAUUGAUUUGAAACUGGAAAAAUGCAGCCCUCUAAAAUUAAAAAUGUGAAUAUUUUAAAUAUCUACAGUAAAAAAAACAGCUGAAAGCAGAGCAAUGAUAAAAUAUCUUUAUCACCUUCUUGAUUCAUUUUCUUGAAACUCAGCCUUGUAAAUUUGGGCCCGCCUCAUUAUAUGUGAGAUGAUUAAAGCAUUUCUGAUUGUGUUUGGCGUCAUGUCGACUUAUAGCACGGUGGCUUGGAGUCUGUCUGUGCCUGCUGGAUUCCGGCUAAUUUGUGCUGCCUGAAAAAGGGCCCGAUCUGGCAGUGACCGUCAUUGACAUCCUCCCUUUUAGCGGUGACUGGGACAGCUCUGUAGCAGAGCACAUUAGUGAUGCAUCAGGCUUCCUGGAAGGACCCAGGGAUUUGAAAUGCCCUCCUCUCACUCUAAUACAUGGAAUGGAGACAGCCCUGCGUGCCCUGCAGUGUCUUCUUCCUCAGUUAAUUGCCUUUUCCUUCCUCCUUUCAGACUUCGUGACUGUUCCUUUCCGGCAUAUGUGAUUUCAGCUCGUUACUUGGUUU